Phaethon lepturus (White-tailed tropicbird) is the source of this 821-nucleotide messenger RNA. Its product is annotated as nibrin-like. The annotation marks the transcript as partial. Gene Ontology annotation, molecular function: protein binding; damaged DNA binding. NCBI's taxonomy places the organism in Eukaryota, Metazoa, Chordata, Aves, Phaethontiformes, Phaethontidae. The transcript is spliced from 5 exons. Gene Ontology annotation, cellular component: Mre11 complex. The record is from RefSeq and is a predicted model, not a curated record. Gene Ontology annotation, biological process: mitotic G2 DNA damage checkpoint signaling; double-strand break repair via homologous recombination.
AUGUGCCGGAGCCGGGAACCGGUGUUUCGGCUUCCACUGGGGGCUCCAGGCAGGUUUUCUUGUCCGUGCUCCCCGGGCAAAGCUGCGCUGGUGCGGCGUGGACAAGUAGUGGCCGACGCCCUCGUCGCUCUGGGCCCUCGUCCGCGGCCGAGCCUACGUUUUUCCUUUGAGCCGGGAGCGCUGCAGGACACCACUCCUGUGGAAGUUAAUAGGGCUUUUUGCUGUGCUGUUUUAUACAUCUGUGAUGUCUUCAGGUGCUGUGCAGCCAGUGAAGCAGGAGAGCCAUAUCGUCUCUUAAGUGGUACAGAAUAUGUUGUUGGACGCAAAAACUGCACAAUUUUAAUUCAGGGUGAUCAGUCCCUCAGUCGAAGACAUGCAGUUCUGACAGUAAGCCGUCCUGAAACAACCUCUAGCCCAUCUCUCUCAGUGCCUGUAUUAACAGUGACAGAUACAUCUAAAUAUGGUACCUUUGUUAAUGGAUCAAAACUCAAUGGCAGGUCAGUGUCAUUGCAGUCUGGUGACAGAAUCAACUUUGGAGUCUUUCAGAGUAAGUUUAGAGUAGAGUAUGAACCUUUGGUUGUCUGCUCCUCAUGUUUAGAUGUUGCUCAGAAAACUGCUUUAAAUCAAGCCAUCCAGCAGCUUGGAGGUCUUGUAGUGAAUGAAUGGACAAAAGAGUGUACUCACCUUGUAAUGGUAUCAGUAAAAGUUACUGUUAAGACUAUAUGUGCUUUGAUUUGUGGUCGACCAAUUAUAAAACCAGAGUUUUUUGUUGAAUUAAUUACAGCUAUUCAAUCCAGGCAACAGUUGCCAAAUCAUGAAAG